Molecule: messenger RNA, 1104 nt
Organism: Chenopodium quinoa (quinoa)
Lineage: Eukaryota; Viridiplantae; Streptophyta; Magnoliopsida; Caryophyllales; Amaranthaceae
Exons: 1
Coding region: 1-1104 (367 amino acids)
Molecular function (GO): nucleic acid binding; RNA-DNA hybrid ribonuclease activity
Source: RefSeq, a predicted model, not a curated record
AUGGCUUUGGAUCGCCCUCUUCAGCCAAUGGACGAUUUCGUUUACUGGAAGUUUUCUAAGAAUGGAUCUUUCACUACUAAGUCUUCUUACGCAAUGUUGCUAAGUCAUUCGGUGUCUUCCAGGAUCUCGGGUACAAUUCCGGCCUCUUGGUGGAAGCACUUCUGGGGGUUGCCUCUACUGCCAAAACUCCAGUGUUUUUGUUGGAAAUUGCUUCACAAUGCUCUGCCUCUCUCUGGGACUCUGCAGCUCCGAGGGAUUCCGAUUGAUCCUACUUGCGUGUUUUGUUACCAAGAACGUGAAACAACAGACCACCUAUUUCGUGAUUGUUCAAUCACUUCUCAUCUCUGGGCCAGUGCUCCGAUUGCCUUUUCAUCUCCACUUUUGCAUGAAAAGCCUUUUACUGACUGGUUUGUUGAUACGAUCUCUGAGCUUCGUUCCUUUCAAAAUUGGGAUGGUUUGGUCUCCUUUGUAUCCUUUUGUUGGGCAGUUUGGAUUGCACGUAACCACAAAAUUUUUAGACAAGCAGUAUUGUCUCCUGGCGUGAUUUUCCAUUUGAUGCAGGACUGGAUCUCUAGGAGUGUUUUAGCGCAAGGGUUCAGGUCCCUUGUUCGCUCGUUAAGGAAUUCAUCUCUCACUAGUUCGGUAGCUUCUAAUUCAUGUUAUAUACAGGGUGAUUUUUCCUCUACCUUUGAUGUUUGCCUUCUUUUUGAUGGGGCCUGGAAUGCUCAGAAUCUUAGUGCAGGAGCAGGUUGGAUUUUUAGGGAAGUGUUUUCAGAUUCCGCGUUGGGAGGUGGCUCGAGAGCCUGUCACUCCUCUUCGGCCCUUCAGUCUGAGUUACAGGCAUGUUUGUGGGCUCUUCGGGCUGCCGGUCGUCGGGGCUUUCGUCGUCUUCUUAUCUACUUUGAUUGUUCGAAUCUUUUUUCUCUUCUGCGAGAUGGUGGUAACGGAGAUAUUUUUUGCCACUGGUUGCUUUACGAGAUUCGGCUUUAUGUCUUGCAGUUCUCUAUCUGCAAACUUCGCAAGGUUCCUCGUCAGUGGGUUGCCCCUGCUCACUGGUUGGCUACUCAGGCUCGUCGUCGACAAUUACUUAGUUGGACCUUCUAG